This is a messenger RNA of Ictalurus punctatus (channel catfish), 1856 nucleotides long. RefSeq names its product SET domain and mariner transposase fusion gene (gene setmar). Gene Ontology annotation, cellular component: nucleus. The record is from RefSeq and is a predicted model, not a curated record. Gene Ontology annotation, molecular function: zinc ion binding; histone H3K9 methyltransferase activity; protein binding. The transcript is spliced from 2 exons. Lineage: Eukaryota; Metazoa; Chordata; Actinopteri; Siluriformes; Ictaluridae. Bases 856 to 1710 code for a protein of 284 amino acids.
GUUAUUUGGGGAGGAGACUAAUUCGAAACUUAACUGAACUUUAAUGUUUAUCAGAAAGUGCAUGGACAUGACCUGGGAUGUCGUAGACAGCUAGAAUUACACCACUGUGCUGUUCAGUUCUUGAUUCUGAUUGGUCAGAAGGCAAGGCAUUAAUUUAGCAUUAACGAUCAAAUUAUGGAUUCAUUAAUUGGUUAUGACAGCAGAUCUGACAGUAGUGCAGCUGGGAAUCCCAGGAUAUCAAUUCGCUUGUUGUAAUACUUGAUUGUUUCUAUAGCAACAGUUCAUUCAUGGGGUCUUGUACAGUAGCUGCUCCACAUAAACAUGGGCAUUUUUUAUUUAGCAGAGAGAAAUUCUAAUCGAUAUGGUGAAGCUUUGUGUGAGGUGUUUGUUUAACGUUUAUGGAAGGAGUUUCCAGUGUCAGGGGUUUGUAACAGAGCUGUAACUUUAAGCUAGCCGACACCUUCAGGACCGAGGAGUUUACACUUUGCGGUUUCUCCAACAUGACAUUUUUGUUUGUUUUGUUUUUGUUGAACAACAACAUGAUUUGUCGUUCUUUAAUGUAAAUGAAAGUGUAAUAGAAUAGGUUCGUGUUUAAUAAUAAGCAUGUCGCAUGCGGCUAAUGGCUAGCGUUUGAUUUCAGACGCACAAUGGGACUUUACGUUUGAAAUAUAUUUGUGACAGAGUUACUUCCGGUUUCCGGUUGUCUGUAAGUGUUUCUAUUGGGAGCCGCGUUACUUUUUAAAUGUAUUAUUAUGAUUAUUGAAAUGGUAUUAAAGCCAAGACUCGGCCCUGUAUAUAUGGAAAAUGUCCUCUAAAAUGUUUAGUGUUUGUAUUUUAAAAUAAAUAAAUAAAUAAAUGACUGGUUUAUACGGAGGGGACAUCAGCAACGGUCUGGAAAACGUCCCCGUUUGCAUCGAAAAAGACGUGAAUGAGGACAGUUUGCCCAACUUCCAGUACACUCCAGAGAACGUUCAGGGUGUGGGCUGUGAUGUUGACCCGAGUGAAGUGACCCUGCCAGGCUGCUCGUGUCGCUUGGCGUCCUGUGUGCAGCCCAGCUGCCCGUGCCUGCGUUUCGGCUUGGUGUACACCGAGGGAGGUUUACUGGAGCAGCGAGAGGAGCCGGGCGCUUCUUACAGCCAGCCUGUGUUUGAAUGUAAUGCCCUGUGUGCGUGUGGUGAGUCCUGCCGGUCCCGCGUGGUCCAGAACGGCCUGCAAAUCCGCCUCUGUGUUUUCCGAACCGAGAACCGUGGCUGGGGGGUCGUGACCCUGGAAGCCAUCAAACGUGGCAGUUUUGUGUGCGAGUAUGCCGGGGAGGUGAUCGGGUUUGAGGAGGCACGGCGGAGGCAGGUGUCCCAGACUCCCGAGGAUAAGAAUUACAUCAUCGCCGUGCAGGAGCACGGUGGCUCGCAGAGGCUAGGUGUGACGUUUGUGGACCCGGUCGCCGUGGGAAACGUGGGCCGCUUUCUGAACCACUCGUGCCAGCCCAACCUAACCAUGGUGCCCGUGCGCGUGCACUCGGUGGUGCCCAGACUGGCCCUGUUCUCCAGCCGAGACAUAGAAGCGGGCGAGGAACUCGCCUUCGAUUACUCAGGAGGACACGUACAGAGAACUGACGCUUCUGCUGCAGGAGCUCUACAGAGGAAAGUGUGUCUGUGUGGUGCGCAGAACUGCACUGGCUUUUUACCUUUAGACCUUUCUGUCCUGCACUGAGAGUACAGCGGAGAAAUGAUCCCGACAGGUUACUUAUAGUUUAUAAUGCAAUAUUAGCAUCAUGUAGGUCAUGUCUCUCCUGCAUCUAUUGUCUGACAGCACGUCUUAAAGAAACUGUAAUUAUUAAAUGACAGCUGUACUCUGUG